Anneissia japonica is the source of this 4916-nucleotide messenger RNA. RefSeq lists its product as uncharacterized. The coding region runs from base 238 to 3060 and encodes 940 amino acids. Lineage: Eukaryota; Metazoa; Echinodermata; Crinoidea; Comatulida; Comatulidae. The record is from RefSeq and is a predicted model, not a curated record. The transcript has 2 exons.
UUGUAUCUGGUAUCAGUGUGUUAUUGAAACACCGUGAAAAGACAACAAUGAUCCUGGAAAAUUGACUAAAAUUGCCUUUCACCAAUAAUGCUCUGUGUAUAGGCCUACAUAUAACGUUUCGACUACGGUACCUUUGCUUUAUAUAGGUGUGUUUAUAUUUUGUUUAUACUUGUUCAAAUCAGGUUAAGAGUGAACUUAGUUUGAAAGAAACAGUUUAAUGAACAGUUGUACGUCGAGAUGAAUGAAAAAGAUAUAAGCUUUCUACGGGGUUUCUACUCAUAUGAACGUAGUUUUAAUUUGCGCGUACUUGCAGACGAUAAGGAGAUUAAAACAGCCUAUGAACAAGCACGAAUAAGAGGAAGACUUCCUUUUAACAGAUCAAAAAUCUUAAUUUUAGGAGACCAAGGUGUGGGAAAAACAUCGACAAGUAGACGCUUGCAAGGUAAGGAUUUUCGGCAUGACGAGCCAAGUACACCAGGAAUCGAAACAAAUACUGUCAAAGCAAAAGUUAGUGAUGUUAACGGUAAGUGGCGUGAAGUAUCAAAUACACCACUAGAAGACUUUGAAACUUCGGCAGCAUGGUGGGCCGUAUCACAUAUGAGGAAACAGGAUGCGAAUGAAACCACAAGGCCCGGUAGCAGGUCUGAAGUCAAUCGACAGAUCUCGCCUACAUUUAUAAAGAAAGACACAUUUUAUCAGAUAACACACGCUAUUCCCGUUUUAGUUAUGUUUUUAGACGGUGUGUUUACAUUCGGAUUUGGACUAGGUGUGUGGAUGUAUAUUAUUUACUUGAUGUACGCAACCGAUGUCCACACUGCGUACCGCUUCGGUUGCGGAUACACUAUUGGAGUGGCAUUCGUAGACAGCGUAAUUAAGUUGCGUCUGUGGAUCAACAUUUCUACUUUGACGAUGGUUCUGUAUGUAGUAGCUGGCUUAAUUGCUGGCGUGCUUAUGGGAAUAGGUGGUAGAACUGGAAUAUGCAUAGCAUUCUGUAUUAUGGUGCAUCCUAAACAGAAAACAUUUACCAUUGAUAAUGUUAAAGAAAUGCUAUUAGUCAUCUACAGCAACACAUAUUAUAAUUUGAUAAUUAUCAUACUUAUAAUUAUUAGUUUGCUAACGUUUAAGAUAUUGUCGAUGAGUCGACGGAACUGUAUACCUGUAUUAAUACUCAUUUUUUUUUGUCUCACAGCCGCGGGCUUUAUUGGAGGUCCGGAUUUGUUACGCUUUAUGUUUAUAUGUACAUGUAUUUUUGUACUUGCGGCUGGAGUCCUUUUAGGAAGAAAGUUUGUUGCUUAUGGGUAUAUUCCUCAAAUGUAUAUUAUAAAGAAAUCUGUUGGUUUUGUAGCUGGUAUAUUUAUAGCAUAUUUUUGUGGGUGGGAACUGGUAGAUUUAAGAACUCUAAACUUACAUACCCAAUAUUCUCUUUCACGAUAUUUGUUGAGCUUAUUCCUCUUUCUGACACCGAUCAUUGCCUUUUUUGUCUACGAAUGGUUUUCGUAUGUGAAAGUGAAGAAUACAACCUCCAUACCGGUAAAGCAUAUAAAAAAAUCAAUGGAAGCAGGUAUUCGUAAUGAACCCUAUUUGGAUGCUAGACUCAGUCUAUGGGACUUUGCAGGACAAAACAUAUACUAUAACACCCACCAUCUUUUUAUGCCAAAGCAGGGCGUCUAUCUAAUACUGUUCAACACCGUUAACGCGGUUAUAAAUCCUGGAGAACAAAUAAAACGGCUACAAUUUUGGUUGCAAUCAGUUGCUAUGCAUGGAGACAUUACAAAUGUCGUAGUGUUUCUUGUAGGAACAAGACGAGAAAGUGUUAUUGACAUAAAUGCGCUUUCGCAUUUUACUCAACUUGCGAAAGCACGUCUCUACAAACCGUUUUCUAGGUUACUUGCGUUCCACCCUUUAGGUAACUUUUUCUUUUUUAUAGAAAAUUCGUUAGAAGUAGACCAAGAACGAAACGUGCUACGAACAGUUAUCUAUAAUGAGAUUAAAAAAUUGGAUUUUUUUCAGGAGAAUCAUUCAGUAAAAUACCUUUUAUUUCAUGAAAUUUUGAACAGGUUUCGCCUACAAAAAUACAUUAUCAUGAGUUUAGUAGAGAUCUUUGAGGAAGUCAAAUCAGCAUGUAAUAUAAUUUCUCAGAAUGAGUUGUGCCAAUUCUUGAACUUCUUUGACAGAUCUGGUGAUGUCAUAUACAAUGAACGUGAUGAGACACUCCGACAUUACGUUAUAUGUGACCCUCAAAUGCUCAUAGACAUUCUGACAAUAUUAGUCAAUGUGCCUGAACCUCACCAAAGAAAUCGGACAGUAGCUGGUUUAUGGCAGCAUUUGGAAGACACUGGCAUUGUUGACAGUGAAUUACUUGAACACAUAUGUAGAGAGAAAAACAUUUGGCGACAUUACCCUUACAUAAUUCGUUUCUUAGUGGGAACACAUCUACUGUUCCCGCUUAAAGUUAUUGAUCCAAUCGACCAAGUCGGCACUUUUUUUCUUUCCUGUCGACUGCCACCAAAGAUCAAUUUAAUGUCAACACAGAACAGCAGUGUUCACUCGCAAGACAUUUUCUAUUUCGACUUUGGUGAAAUUCUUCAAGAAUUUAUAUUUCUACGUCUCAUCGCUGAAUGUUGUAAAGAGUUUAGUUGGGAUGAGAUCCAUUCCAAUGAAGCAAAAUUUAGGACAUGUAAAUCAUGUCUUUUCGUCAUUACUACAGAAGUAAUUUCUGGAAACAUUACCGGUAAUUCAUACGACAGAAAUCUUAUCAAAGUUGAAGUUGUAAGUGAAGACAACACUCAAACUAUGUUCGUUCUACAGAAAAUGAUUAUUUUUAUUGAAGAAAUAAUCAAUCGGGAUUUCAACCUGGACUACUUUAGGAAAAAGUACAUCUGUGGACCUGUGUGUGGAAAGUGUAGUUCAUUAGAUGGAACAAUGUGUUUGGUGAACCUCAUUUCUCAUGGAAAUGAUAUAUCUACACUGGAUGGCUAUAAACCAGAUAUUUAUCACAGGAUCACACUUGAGCUAAAGUUGAAUGUCACGUGCAGUCGAAUAAUAGGCAUUGGGAUAUGAGAAGCUACUUACUACUCAACAGCGACAAUCAAAUUGGUAAAGCCCUACGAACUUUAUGUGACCUCUAUGACAAUAAUUCAAGAACAAAAGUUAAAUAUGACCCGUAUUUUAUAUGGAUACGCAUAAGGACGUGAAUAAUACCUCCUCGGGUCUCCUGUAUUCUAUUAUAUAAACCCAACCAACUUUUUGAUAAAUAAUCUACAUUGACAUUUAAGAGGGAAAUUACAAAAACGAUAUUAUGACUUCAACGAAAGGCUUGGACAGCGGGCACAGAAGAUAAGGAAGCUAAUUGCCGAAAUAUCCAUGUUACGAAAUAUCUAUCAUGCAUAUUAAUCCAUACUUCUCCAAAUCCUGCCAACUACAGCUCUACUAUAAAUUACUUCUUCACAUUGGAACAGUAGAUAGACCAUACUAUUAUUCGGAGAGUAUCCCCAAUUCGACUGGAUUCCACUGCUUUUCUUAUAAAGACCUAUGAUUUAAAAUGUUGAUAUUCACAGUCUAUGGCCUUCUGUGAUUGAUUCAUGUGUAAGCCUACCCCCAUCUCCACCUUCUCUAUUGCCAUUGGUUAUCUCCUACCUUACGUCUCGGGAAGGAGUAGAACAUGUUUAUACAAUAUGUUUCGUAAAAUAUUAUUUUAAAAUAGUUUACGUGUACACUUACGAUGGAGGCAAGUAUGCGCUAGUUGACCAUCAAGUACUGGUAAACGGAACGGUGAUGCUGGUUUCUUUGCUUAAAUUAUACCUCGACUCUUACAGCACAUUCCAGAAUAUGCUUUACAACAAAGAAAUUGUCCACUAUGCGUACCCUAUUUGGAGGGAACUAUUCGAAUACGUGAAAUUGAUAAGGGAUUGGGCACACGGUCAUACACGAAACUUUAUAAUUUUUAGUUUAUUGACGUUCAUUUAUGUUAUUUUGCUGAUGGCAAACAUUCACUAGGGAUCUGUACUGGAAGUUGACAAGAGGGUUUCGUUUACUGUAUUUUGGGUGAGGGGAAUGAAUUUAGGUGAGGGGAAAUUAUAUGAGCAUGCAGGAAUCAUCAUUUGCUUGCAUUGCAAAUAUAUACUUUUUUAAAUAAUCAUGUGCCAAAAUAGACUUACUAGGCCUAUUUUGAUUACCUACCAACAACAGUAUAAAAGGUGCCAUUAUGCCGCCGAUCCGAGAGGAAAACGAACAAACACCGACACCAAGAUUUCUGAAAAUACAGGUAUAACACAUAAGAAAAUUGUGUAAAAACAGCUAAUCUGUUCACAGUAUAACAGUUUCUCCUCCUGAGCCUGACUACAAUAUUUGGUUGAGACACUUAGAGAAUGACAGUAGUGAAGGUGAUAGCCGUUGUGUUAGUUACGUCAAAGAUUAUACUCUUUGGUUGCAUGUACAGUACCUUUGAAACUGUGAUUAAAAAACGAUUGUUGCUAAGUUAGUGUUAUUGUUAUAAAACAUAUUUGUGGAAAUUGUCAAUUCCAUCUAUUCCUCAACAACCAGUAUCCGUAAGUAUUUUUCUAUUUUACAAAGUUUACAGAUAUAAACGAUGAGGAAACAUUACAUAGAUUUUUAACCACUUUUAUAAAGCAUUAAUGAAUGUUCAUCCCUUCCAUUGUUGGCGAAUGUGUGAUAGAGUAGACCUGGCACUGCUUGCACAGAACCGAAACAUAAGGCAUUGUCACGAUCUAAAGAUGACAAAGGCCUAUUAUUAUACCUUACCGUAUCACUCUAGGGUAUAAUUGUGUUGUGUACAAAAACACAAUAGCGUAGGAGGCGGUUAUUCCUAAUUUACCGAUCAACGUAGUGGUAAGAAUCAGUAUGGUUAAGUCUGCGUCAUUAUCUACGAAUACAAAAUGUAGAAAGUUUUCAAUAAA